ACUCGUUCGUCACCGACACAUCACUAGGUGCGUAGUUAGGGUGAUCAGUUGGUUGUUGUCGUGGUGAAGGCUGAAGAGAGGCUGCUGAACAUCUCUACUCUGAUACUUUCUGUUCUGAGAGGUGGAUACAGUGUCUGGUAACCUGCUCCGAGCUGUUAGACAACAUUUGUGAUAUUAAACAACACAACCAGCAUCAUGGACGUCACAGUAGUUACCAACCCCACUGUGAACGUGCGCCUAACAAGCGCAAUCUCCUCCUUUGAGGUGCAGCGCAGGUUCAAUAGAGGGAUUAGUAUUGCAGAACUCAAGGGGAAAUUGGAGAUGGUUAUUGGAGCAGCUUCUUCCUGCAUGGACCUGGAGUUGUUCAGUGUCUCUGACAAGUUCCUGCAGAAAAUGGACGACAAUGAAGCUUUGCUGGGUUCCUAUGCUGUGGAUGAUGACUGCAGAAUACACGUUACUGAUACAAGUGGUCAGAUGAACGAGUUUACUGAUGUUUCCAAAGUGGAGAAGUUUGAAAUCUCAGAUGACGCUUAUGAAAAGCGAACAGAUUCAGCAAGGUCAUUCAUGAAGAAGAAUCGUUUUGAUCUCGUCAGAGAGGAAGAAAUAGCCAAGAAGAAAGCUGCGAAUGCUGCUCGGGAGGAGGAAAACAAAGCUGCUGCUGAUGCCAUGUCUGUUGGUAACAGAUGCCAAGUGCAGGUCCCUGGGCAGCCCACGAAGGUUGGCACAGUCAUGUUUGUUGGUACAACAGAUUUCAAGCCAGGCUACUGGGUGGGUGUGAAGUACGAUGAGCCCAUGGGAAAGCAUGAUGGAACAGUUGACGGGAAGAAAUACUUUGAAUGCGUGAACAAAUACGGUGCAUUUGUGAAGCCCACAACUGUGACUGUGGGAGACUUUCCUGAGGAGGAUUACGGUUUAGAUGAGAUGUAGGACUGUAAUGUGAAAUGUGAGCAUCAAGCCUCAAGCUGUUAUCCAUUCACCACCAGUGUCUAAUCUUUUUUUUGGGGCUUUUUUUGGCCUUUAUUUGAUAGUGCAGAGGAUAGACUAGAAAGGGGAGAGAGAGAGAGGAGAUGACAUGCAGCAAAGAGCCACAAGUCGGAUCUGAAGCCGUGGUAUGUGGGCGCCCGCUCUACCUCGUGAGCUACCUUGGCGCCCAGGUUCAAUUUCUCUCUCACUAACGCCGACGCAACCUGAUAGAGGUGAAUAUCAGGUAGUACAUCAAUUGCUGCGCUGGAUAUGAUGAUAACAAGGUUUGAUAAAGGAGGGUGUUUUGUUGCAUGUAAGGCAGCAUAAUGAAGGUUCUAUGUAGUCCUUCACUUCAUGCACGUCUGUUCAAUUUAAUUUACUUGCUUUAGCGGUACUUGUUUGUAUAUAACGGUUUAUAGUUAACUGUAGUCUUAGCAUGUUUUGCAGACUGUAAAUUGAUGAGAGAGUGGUCAAAAGAAAGAUCCCCUCCCCCCUAAAAUACUUUGACACUGAAUUGGAAAUUGGCAUUGCACCUUGUAUUCCAGACCAACAUGAAGUCACAUACAUAUCUCCAAAUGAGUUAAGCUGGAGAAACGCUUUCCAAUCACUGAUUAAAAUCAGUACUUAAUGGUCAAACUCAUUCCACCAUGUUUCACUCGAUUGUGAAAGUAUGCAAAGGUAGAUAUUUCCUCUCUACACAACUCUAAAUUUCAUUUUGUGUUUGUAUGUGAUAUGUAAAACUCAAUUUUUGUAAUUCCCCUUUAUUUUUCUGUGACUGAAUUCCCCUUGGUAAAAAAAAAUUUUGUAACUUUAAUGUGUCCUGCUUAUAUUGAACCAAUGAAAUAAAAAUUAAAAAAUGUUCAAGUUUAACAUUUGAAAUGGUAAGGCUCAAUUUUUACCAUUUUUCAAUUUAAAUGUGGUCGAUGAAAUCAAAUUAAUUUAGUUAAUUUAAACUUAGCUCUCCUGUAUACAAAUGGAUGACAACAUCUGGUACAGCUUCCAAAAUUGUUGAAUCGGAUGCUGAAUGUUAUUUUUCUCAGAACUCCUUAGUGUGUCUCCGAGAACUCAAUCUGAGCUGUGAAAUUGAUAUUAAAUUGUACUAACAAUUUAAUUGAAUUUUAAGUCAAAUUUAAUAGGGCUUUUUUUUCUGCAGUUCCAUAUAAACAUGACAUAUUGAAUUCAUCCUGUAGUAUUUGAUGAGGUGGGUGGCUUAAGUAAUAGUAUAUUAUUGGAGAUGUUAAAUUCUGAAAAAUUCCUGUUUAUGUUUCCUUUCUGUAGCAUUAGUAUAAAUUGAACUUACAAUGUACCAUUAAAUGUAUAUUUUUUUAUUAGAUACCGGGGUUGGCCAUCAAAAUAAUAUUUGAAAACAAGCAAAAACUAUAAAAUGUUCACUCUCUCUCCAUUAUAAUCACCACAACACUCAGCUUUUGAACAUGAAUGAUAUGCCUUAUUUAUGCUUUGUUUUGUGUUACUGGUCCAAUACAGUUGACAUGUUUUUCUAUCUUAAGUUUACAGAAGAAAUGUAAAUUAAUCUUUCUUGUGUUUUUUUUCUUUUCAAUUAAAUGUCAUUACCACACCUACAAAAA
Messenger RNA from Sebastes umbrosus (honeycomb rockfish), 2549 nucleotides. It is a transcript of the gene tbcb, whose product is annotated as tubulin folding cofactor B. The transcript is spliced from 7 exons. NCBI's taxonomy places the organism in Eukaryota, Metazoa, Chordata, Actinopteri, Perciformes, Sebastidae. Gene Ontology annotation, biological process: tubulin complex assembly; cytoplasmic microtubule organization; post-chaperonin tubulin folding pathway. Gene Ontology annotation, cellular component: cytoplasm; microtubule plus-end; nucleus. The record is from RefSeq and is a predicted model, not a curated record. The coding region runs from base 196 to 927 and encodes 243 amino acids. Gene Ontology annotation, molecular function: microtubule plus-end binding; alpha-tubulin binding.